CUGCUGGCCUUCGAGAUGGGCUUGACUCCUUAGCCUUGAUUUCUUCAAUUGUCCCUCCGCAUAUCAACUUUUAUUAAAGAAACGCCCGUUCGCGAUGACAUUUGGAGGUGAAUUGGCAGAUGAGGUCAGCCAGGUGAUUUCAGAACUGGUUCCUGUGCGGGCUGACCGGCUUGCAAGUUUCAGUUCCUGUGCAGUACAGUAAAGCAGAGUGCUUUGGUCAGAGGAUUGCAAUGAAACCAGCUCAGGAGCGCAACCAGGAGUGCCUGCCUCCAAAGAAGAGGGACCUUCCAAUUAGUAACAGCAGUGGAGCUGGAGGGACAGCGGGAAGUGGGGCCGCAGCAGGAGGUGGGGGGAUUGCUGGUGGCAGUGCUGGUGGCUGUGUUGGAGAAGAUGAAGUGGUUUCCAUCCAGAACUCUGCACCCAACAGUGACACUCAGGGAGGAGCCCCAUCUGGAGAGUGGCUGCGAGCUCAACCAGGGCUUCACUAUGGAGUGGAAAAUUCAGACGGCAUACCAGCAGUGCCCGUUGACCAGUACAGUAUGCUCUACAAAGUGGCCCUUCCAUCUGUUACCUACGCACCUACCAGUCUUCACCCAGUGUUAAGCCACAUCUCUCCAGCCUACACGGUUCACUCUCCUCUCCUGCAGCAUCCAGGCCUUCCCUAUCCUCCUCUUGGUUAUGCACAGAUCCCUCAUUCCUCUCUCCAGUUUGUUAGCUCCCCUUAUGCAGCGGUACCGUACGCUCUACCCCCUGGCUUUGUCCCGGGAUCAUUAAUCUCUCCCUCAGGCACCAUCCCUCAGCCUCAUGCUGUGUCCCACCUGGUUCCCUAUCCAUCUGUCAUACAGGAGGGCGUUGUCUCCCCUCCUCCCCAGGCCCAGGUAGCUGCUCAUACCUUUGCCAAAGUUGCAGCCUCAAGUGGUGUCCCGCUGAUGCUGCCUUCAGAGCAAGCUGCCCAGCAGCACCUUGGUACUGUUGGAGUCCUGCCUGCAGCAGAGCUCAGCUCUCGAGGGAUGCCAGUCUUCUACCAUCCUCAGGGUGCCAGGGCCACUGCCACCAGAGACUGUCACAGUUCCCAGCAGGAGAACGAACCAGAGAUGAAUGGAGGGGAUAAAGAGCAGGGAGCCAGAGAGGUUGUACCAGAAUCUGCCUACACUGCCAGAAAUACACGUCUGCCGCAGGUAGCAUCCAUCUCUGCAGCACAGGAACAUAGCCAAGACAAAGUCCUGCACAGCCGAAGGCUAGAAGAGAGAGGCUCACCUGGUCAGCGCAGCACUCCAGACAGCGACCUGGAGGUGCAGCAGGUGGUUGGCCGUUUGGCUUCCUCUAGCCAAGGAGGAAGUGGAGUGCGGAAAGAAGUCUCCUUUGCUCCCUUGAACCUCUCUCAGGGCGGCCAGAGAGCCAGAGAUGUCCACGGAGAGAGCAAAGGUGUCAUUUCUGCCCGGACUGGGUACACGGCCCAGCCAGCGAGUUACAGUGAUCACAGAGUGGCCGGUUUGCCGCAGCAGACGGGACAACCCGGCCAUGCAGUCAUGCUGGCCAACGGACAACCGGUUCUUAUCCCGCUGGAGUAUCACCCGCACCAAGCGCCACAGCAACACUACCCAGGACAGGCUAACGAUGCCUCAGCCAGCCAUGCUUCUGCCACCAUGGCCUCCUCGAGCUCAAGCUUUAAAGCCUCUGAUUCUUUAGCCAGAGUGUGCCUCCCCGAAAGGGCGGAGCCAACCACAGCUCAGCAGCAGCAGCUUCCCCUGCAGCCUCCGGUCCAGCCUACAGCAGAGAUGACUCAGGCCUUAGCUUCAAGCCUCGCUCCUGCCUCGGCUCCCUGCAACCCGUCGCACUUCAUGAAGGGGGCAAUUAUUCAGCUGGCAACUGGAGAGCUGAAGCGUGUGGAGGACUUGCAGACUCAGGAUUUUGUGCGCAGUGCCGAGGUGAGCGGGGGGCUAAAGAUCGACUCCAGCCUGGUGAUGGACAUCCGUCCCAGCCAGCAGAGACCAGGUCUAGUGUCGCUUCACUUUACUGUGGGAGAGCAGCAGAGCAAAGUGACCAUAGAUGUGCCCCCGGAGCACCCGUUUUUUGUAUUUGGCCAGGGAUGGUCGUCGUGCAGCCCUGAACGCACGGCACAGCUUUACGGCUUGGCCUGCCAUCAUCUACAGGUUGGAGACAUGUGUGUGUCCAUCACCCUGCAGCAGCAACUUCAGCCACAGCAGCAGAAACAACCGCAGCACCAUCAUUCACAGCAGCAACAACAACAGCAAAACCUGUCCAGGACUUUGAGUAAAACCAAUGCGACUGGACCUGGUCACCAGCUCAUGGGGCCUCCUGCUCCUCAGCAGUCACGGCCUCAGUCUCAUUUCAGAAUGGACCGCAUCCACAGAGAAAGACAGAGGGAUGGAGAGAAAGAGGUGGUGGAUAAGGAGGAAGCCACACAUCUGGGGGCUGUUGGGCACACCGAGUUGCCCAUCCGACCCAGUAGGACCUCGGCAGAGCAUCCAAGAAGCCAGAGCAGUUAUCACUUGCACACAGAGGGCUCUGCUUUUGCAGAAGCAGGCAUAGGAGCGAUGCAGGCAGCACUAGGUGCCUCUCAGAGGCGGUGGUCCUCACCUGGCCUCCAAAGAUACAGUAUGAAGGGAGACGAAGGGCCACGCCCUCAGAUAAUCACCUCCGGCCACACAAGGCCUUCUUUCAUCCCCCAGGAGGUCAAACUGUCCAUUGAGGGGCGCUCUAAUGCAGGGAAGUAGCAUCACAUCUGGUAGCAACUAUAGAAGAGACUGCCACGAGUAAGAAUGAGUCUGACAAGGAGAGAAAGAGGAAAAAAAAAAAAAGUGCGAAUGUAGCCUCAGAAUGUUUGAGAUUUUGCACACCUGAAAUAUACAAAAAUACAAGAUUGAUGUCUAUCUGGUGAGAAGUUCUGGUUUGGUUUUCACUCAGCCAAAGGAUACCAGGCUUUGGGUUCCCAGCCAGCUGAGGUCUGACAGGGACGGGAAGAGCUGAGUCGAAAGUAUGUAGCUGAUGAAAUGCCUACCAUAGUCCUUACACACUGCAUUUCUCUUCCUCCCUCCCUCCUAUUGUCUCCACUUCCUCAUAUAACCAUACUAGGAGGUCACCAUCACAUUCACUCUCGCAUUCUAGCUUCUUUUUGACCAAACAGUCUCUUUGGAAGACCACAGACUACAAAAAAAUGUGUGUGUAGCACAUUAAAGCUACCAACUCUGCAGGUUCUGAUGUAUUCAAAAGAUCACAGCCAGUGAUCUCGUAUCUCCUCCACCUCUAAGAUCCUGUUUCCCUCAAAAGCAUUUACCCAAAAAAGAAUGGAGUUGCUGACAUCAGCAGCUCCCGUGGUGAUGUUGGCACUGUUGACGCUGUCAGUGUACGUUACAUUAUGCCUCUCCAGCAGGAGUCUGAAAACCUUCGCCGUCAGCAGAGACGCUCUUCCCCCCCUGCAGUAGGUCGACCUGCAAAGAUUGGGAUCCUCUCUCAGGCCAAGUGUGGAAUAUCCCGCUUGUCUUACAAUCAAGUUAGUGACAAAUCAAUCAGUUUGUCUGUUCAGCAAUCACAUUCAUUACACGCCCUCUAGUUCAGGCUCAGGGGCCCUAACGUACGUGGGUGCAUUUGCAUAAACGGCGACGGUUGGAAUCAUGUCUUGUUCUCAGUGGUAACGGAUGUCUUGCACUCCAGUGUCAUCAGUGAGACUAUCAUGUAGAGUUUUUCAUUUCCUCCCUGCUCGCUGUACCUCAGAGCUUUCCCGACCCGACAGUUUUAAUGCAAUUUUUAAACAGCGCCAUUAAUGGAGGAGGCACUGGCUGGAUUUCACCAAAGCCGAGACAUUUCCCCGCCACAUCGCUGGCCGCACUGCCACACGAACCCCCCCAGAGCUCAGAGCGGGAUGAUCUUGUCGUUUGCCUUGUAGAGAACGUCUGUGUGUGAGUGAAGCAGCGACGAAGCGUUCUAAACUAGUCGUCGCUCACGUACCAAAUUGAAGCAAUAGUUGUUUUUCCAGCACGUGGCUUUACCGCCCUGUGCUCCCCGUGGGCCGUAGAGCAUCUCUGAGGUGCUGCGAUCUCACCCUCUCGCCCUGUUUUUGACCCAACUCUUAAGGUGAUGCACUAUUUUGGUGUUUUUUUUAAUUUAAUCGUUCUGCAUGAAAGAAGCAAGCCAUUGUAGAUGAACUUCCUGUCGGUCUCCAUCUCACUGAUGAUAUUUAAUCUCGUAUGGAUUUACUGAAGUGCAUCUCCAACAGAGGCCUGACUCUAAUUAAGUUGUGACCAUUUAUCAAGUUAGUUUGAUCUUUUCACAGUAUACAGUCUUUUGCUUUUGUACAGGGGUUUCCUUUAUCCAGCGGAUCUUAAGAUUGUCUUGUGUUGCACAUCGCAGAAGUCGCCCACAGAUUUCACACUGACCUUGAAAUAGGAAUCACAGUACACUAGAUGUGUUUUUUUCUCUUUUUUUUUUUUUAAAUGAAGGGAAUACGUUUGAAGUCGUCGGUGUUUUGUGGCGAAAGAAAAAAAAAAACUGACUCGCAUUUCUAACUCUGUUUACAAAUUAGCCAAGACGAAUGCUGCAGUUUCUUCCUUCUCACGUAUUUUUUUUCACCUUUUGUCACUGAAAAGAAAAAAAAAUAAAAAGGGUGAAAUUAAAAAUAAGUGCAAUUAGAUCACACGUGAAAUCAUUCAGAGGUUAAUCGGACGACAUUCCUUAUGCAGACAUUCCCAUCAGAAGUCACACGAUACCAGAUUUCUUUUUGUUUUUUUUGUUUUUCCUGCCGUGGACUUACCUCUGGCUAAACUUUGGAUCGCUUUUGAAUAUUUGGUGCAUUUUUCUGUUGUGUCUCCUCUGGCUGGAUGUGCUCGGACAGGCACACCAGUCGGUCGUCUGAUUGACGCGUCGGUCCUGUAAACCUCUGAACCACCAUCAGGGACAGACGCUGUUGUGUUUGUCCCUGAAGGCGUCGCGGUUCAUCGAGUACACAGCCUGACCUUCUGUGAGCAGGUAGAGAGGCCAUGAGCCCGGACUGUCAUCCUCCUCUCUCACAGCUUUAACGAACAGGUUCACAUUUUUCAAAGCCUUUAAACAACUCUCCUGUGCACAUGCAGAACAACAACGACUCUUCCUGUCCACGGCGGCUGUACAGAGAUUCCUUCUUGAUGCUUAAGAGAUGCGCGACAAAAUCCGCAGCGAUGCAUAAUUCAGGAGACGCAACUAGACAAUUCAGCUGUGCAUCUCUCAGAGUUGUAGUUAUUGUUAAUUCAUUAAACGGUUUGAUCCUCCCCCUGCAGCUCAACAUCAAAACACCGCAACCUCAGAUUGUCGAAGCCUCAUUUUAGCUUCAGCUCAAGUUUAAAAUGUGGAUUUUUGUUCCCCUUCGGAGGAAUCUCUUUGGGGCCGGUGUGGACAGGAGAAACUCUGACACUUUAAACCUCUUUGCAGCCACCAGGACCCGUUGAAGCUGCUGCAAAAUAGAUUAGCAUUGUGCAUAAAGGUAUAAAUGUUUAAAGGGUCGCCACAAAGGGUUAGAUCUGUAAGAUUCUCCACAAUUCAAGUCCUCGUUUAAAGGAAGUAGUCUGAAAUUUGACGCAGGUGUGGUUGACAAAUUGUAGAAAACGUAGUGAUUUCUUGCAUAAAGCAUGGAGCUAAUUAUUCAUAUUCAAGUGGAGUAUAUCAUAUAAAUCCAAUCUAGUUUGAACCGAUGUUGUAUUUUAGCCACAACAAGCCCAAUUUCAGAAACUAGAGGAUGCCUAAACAAAGCCUCACACAUUUGCACUUCAUAGUUCUUCUAGUACAAUCAACUCUGUUAAAAUUAUUGUGAGUAAAUCCCAUGAGAAGUUGUGGAUGUUAAGAGGUCAGGAACUGUUUCGGUGUGCACGUGGAUUUGUUGGUACUGUAUGAAGUCAGGCUUGGAAAAAUGUGAGCCUACAACACAUCUUACCACCAGACCGUCAGCGUUUCGUUUUUCUUCUCCCACGCUGUAAGCAAUAUACAUAACAGCUGACCACAUUUCACGUAGUCUUGGCAUGUUCUAUGCAGUAAACUCAGUGUUGUACCCUCCGUUGUCUUAAGCGCAGCUCUCUGAAGCAGCAGGGCAGGUCGGCUGGUGCUGACGUCUGCUUGUAGGAUUUGCUUUAAAUUUCCCUUUUCAUAGGAAUUCAAAGCAGUAUUUCUUUUUUGUUUGUUUGCUUUGCGCUCGGUGAUCCGUAUCUAAGUAUAGCACAGCGCCGAGUGACAGAUCAGGAAACUUUGGUUGUUUUCUUACGAUGAUGCCACACAGUCGAAGCCAAAUCACUCGAGACGAGCAAAUUGUGUUUGUCCAUCUUUAGGUCAAGAUGCACUCGAUGGGAUUGAAACGGUGCAAGCAGUGCCACCUGUGACUUUACCUCCUGUUGAUUCUCACAGCGAGACCAUCCCGUGCUGCGUUUUUGUUUUUUUGUUUUCCCCGUUCAUGUCCUCUGCUUUGAGAAGCGUUUAGCAGGAAAAGUUUUACCAAGAUGUCUGAUCAGUUUUUAUCCACAUCACUGAUAGUCUGUUGCUGUAAGUAAUUGCACUAAAUGCCCUCCUUUACAGUGUUUUUAAAAAUGAAAUCUGUUGGUAAAUUGAAGCGUUUCGAAAUGUAAAGCACACGAAAUCAUGGAGAAAUCACAGGUUGUGUGUUUCUGUAGAUAGAUGUUUUUUUCUUUUUGUACAGAUAGCUUUGAUGAUGCUUGUUGAUAAUGCCUUAAAUUCCGCUUUGUACAAUGUGUGAAACUGAGAUAAUGGAGUAAUGCUUCUGGUGGACUCGGUGUUCCCUUUUCAGGCUGCACGAGGGCAGAUCAGAGAACGUCAAGCCUCGACACUCACUGAUAUUCAUAUUUAGACGUCUCAGAGGGUGUCAGUGGAUUCUCUUUGGGCUCCAGGACGGUUUAACAGUGAAAUCUACAACUUCUUAUUUGUUUACUGUUUUUUUUUUUUUUUACCCAGUUUUCUGUUCCGUUACAUUUUUAAUACAUUCUUUAUACUUAACAUUUAAUUCCUGUUUUUCUUUUUUUUUUCGAUAUAUGGAAAUAAAUGGAAGCUCUCCUCUGCACUUUUUUUUUAAACCAGCGGACGGCGCUCCAUCGAUUCCACACAUGACAAACAGAUCUAUUGGUUUCUAUUGUUGUUGCACAAGAUCUGUAGGUUGUUGUUUUAAAAAAAUAUCCCUAGAAUUAAUGGAUUGUGUUUGGCAUCUCCGUCAAAGAGUCUCCGGACGACAGAAGUUUGACUAAACGGAGACGGACAGGACGCACAAACCCGAUAGCUUUUCCACUGUUGUGAUGGUUUGUUCUGUUUCGUGACGUCGCUAGCGGGGACUUUUGCGUGAACUACUUCCCCCUUGAUCCCGUAUCGAAGGUGAAUUGAGGACGGUUUCGGUGUUGCUGAAUUAAAUCAGGAGAAUGGUUAAAAGUUUUAAAAAGAAGUCUGUGUAUUUUCAGAUUUGACAUUGUACUUUUUAUUUUUCGCACAAGGUGACACUGCUUUUCAUGUGACGUGUAACUUAUCUAAAAAAACAAAAACAA
Molecule: messenger RNA, 7526 nt
Organism: Stegastes partitus (bicolor damselfish)
Lineage: Eukaryota; Metazoa; Chordata; Actinopteri; Pomacentridae
Gene: atxn1l
Product: ataxin 1-like
Exons: 3
Coding region: 231-2738 (835 amino acids)
Biological process (GO): regulation of DNA-templated transcription; anatomical structure development
Cellular component (GO): nucleus
Molecular function (GO): protein binding; RNA binding
Source: RefSeq, a predicted model, not a curated record